CCCCAUCCCUCCCGAAAUUUCUAACUCUGCCUCCCUCCUUCCUCUGCAAGCUAUCGACACAAUCAAACCCGUCAAAAUUUGAGGAAGAGGGGAGAAUUUGAGGGGUCAAGAUGCCGAUAGAGAUCCCCAGAGGCCUCCCAUUCUCAGUAGACACGUGGACUCCCCAAUCGAAUCUCAAGCGCCACCGUUUCCUCACCCACGCUCACAAGGAUCACCUCUCCGGCAUCGCCGCCAACUCCUCGUAUCCCAUCUACGCUACCAGGAUCACCAAAUCCAUCGUCCUCCAAAAUUUCCCUCAGGUUGAGGAAGCCGUGUUUGUGGAAAUUGAGGUUGGGGCGUCGGUGACGGUGAGGGAUCCUGAUGGGGAUUUUACUGUCUCGGCUUUCGAUGCUAAUCACUGCCCAGGGGCUGUUAUGUUUUUAUUCGAAGGUGAAUUUGGUAACAUAUUACAUACUGGGGACUGUAGGCUCACCCCUGAUUACCUGCAGCAUCUGCCUAUGAAAUAUAUAGCUAAGAAAGGGGAAGAAAAUCUGUGUAAUCUUGAUUACUUAUUUCUGGACUGCACUUUCAGUAGAUGUUCUCUCAAAAUUCCAAGCAAGCAAGCAGCCGUACAACAGGUGAUAAAUUGCAUAUGGAAACACCCAGAUGCACCGGUUGUUUAUCUUGCCUGUGAUAUGCUAGGCCAGGAAGAGAUACUUGUUCAAGUAUCAAAAACUUUUGGAUCCAAGAUAUAUGUUGACGAUACGAGUAAUCCAGAAUGCUUUCAUGCUCUUUCGCUUGUAGCUCCAGAAAUUCUUUCAUCAGAUGCUUCAUCUCGCUUUCAGGUGAUUGAAGGAUUUCCAAGGCUAAACGAAAGGGCAAGCCAAAAGCUUGCCGAGGCACAAGCUAAUCUUCAACCAUCACCUCUAUUUCUCCGUCCAUCUUCACAAUGGUACGCCCACAAUAAUCAACCUGAGACAACUCAAACAGGAAAACCAGAACUCCUCGAAGCAAUAAGAGACGAGUUCGGAAUCUAUCACGUGUGUUACUCAAUGCACUCUUCUCGAGACGAGCUUGAAUGGGCUUUGCAGCUACUUAAGCCCAAAUGGGUAAUUUCAACAACUCCCCCUUGUCGAGCCAUGGAGCUGGAUUAUGUCAAGAAAUAUUGCUAUAAAACCCGUAUAGCUACUGACGAUCCCCUUUGGAAACUAUUUGGAGUUAGUAAAGGAAAGUCUGUUUCUUCAUCAUCGGCCAUAGCCUUCGAAGCGGAGAAUGUUACUGUUAGUUCCAUUGUUGAAGAUUCCACAGUUUCUGUAGCACCUGAUCACUUGCAGCUCGAAGAAGUAUCUGCAAAGCAUUCAGAGAUUAAAAGUGAACUAUCCACAUUAGCUGGCUCAAGAAAUGUGACAUUAUUUGGAAGGGCAAGGUUCGGGAUUCCAGAUAUUGAAUUGUUGCAAGAUAAGAAAUCUGAGCCUGCUGGUGUUGAGAAUAAUGGCAUAAUCACUGAUCAUGUGUCCACAGUACAAGAGGGUGAUAUUUCUGAAUCAUGUUCUCAGAAAUUAGUAAAAGCGGUGGAUCUUAAGAAGAAUAUAUGCGUCAAAUCAUUUCAGCGUCCCGAAAGUGCUGAGCAUAGUAUAGAUAAAUCAAUUGAAGCUAACUCUGGUAAGGAGAUAUCAUGUGCUGGAUCGUCUAGAACUUCAGUUUGUGACAGUACUAGCACUAACCCUGUGAAAGUGGUUGAUGCUGAUGGGGAAUUCUCACGCAUGGGAUCCUCUAAAGAUCUCAAUAUUAGCUUGAAGAAGUUGUACAGGUCAAUGAAUGUUCCAGUUCCCCGCCCUCUUCCAUCACUAGUCGAUCUUUUGAGUAGCUCUAAACGGGUUAAGCUUCGUUCUGAACCUAUUUCUGAUAGACUGGAGUAUUGCUAUAGUUCAUCUUAUAGUCUACACGAACGUGUUGAUUUUUGAUUGUUUAGAUUUCAUUCACAAUUGACAGAAUAAAAGCAUAUGAUUCCAUUGUACAUGAUACAUGUCGUUUGCAUUCAUUAAGGAUUAAUAUUGGUUUAUUCGGUUGAGGAUUAUAUAAAGAAUCACCUUCAUGUCCUGUA
Messenger RNA from Asparagus officinalis (garden asparagus), 2083 nucleotides. Its product is annotated as 5' exonuclease Apollo. The coding region runs from base 111 to 1943 and encodes 610 amino acids. Gene Ontology annotation, molecular function: damaged DNA binding; 5'-3' DNA exonuclease activity. Lineage: Eukaryota; Viridiplantae; Streptophyta; Magnoliopsida; Asparagales; Asparagaceae. The record is from RefSeq and is a predicted model, not a curated record. The transcript is spliced from 5 exons. Gene Ontology annotation, biological process: double-strand break repair via nonhomologous end joining; protection from non-homologous end joining at telomere; interstrand cross-link repair.